UAAUCUGGUUGCCAUGAAUUCGGGUUAGCUAGCCACCGACAGCUGUCAGCUCACACGUGUAAAAACAUCCAUGUCAAGACACAAGAAGGAUCUUCCGAGUGUUGCGCUGCCUCUGUUGACGCAUAGAGCAACACCAGCCCGCCGGCCCACCUACCGUCCAUCGAUCCACCUGGCUCAGUGACUCCACCUGCAGACCUAGGCACCAUUGUGUGCCAGCUCAUUUCGAGACCCGGGGAUUUCUGAAUCCAGAAGAUGAACGGUUUGUCCAUACGAGAGCUAUGCUGCCUGUUCUGCUGCCCCCCCUGCCCCAGUCGCAUUGCAGCCAAACUGGCUUUCCUCCCUCCAGAGCCCACCUAUGCCCUUCUCCCUGACCCAGAUCCAGUUUCUGGGACUGGAACUGGGUCCAGCUCAGGGGCUGCUCCGCCAUCUCUUGGAGCCCCAGGACUACGUUCACGGGUGGGCACUGGUAGUGGAGGUGACAGAGGAGGAGGAGGAGGUGGUGAUGGUGGAGGAGCAGCACCAGCAGCAGCAGCAGCAGGAGGAGCAGCAGCAGCAGGAGGUGGUAGCGCCGUCCCCGGUAGUGGGGUCGAAGGCAAGUGGAAGUUGCAUCUCACUGAGAGAGCAGAGUUCCAGUAUACGCAAAGAGAGCUGGAUGUGACAGAUGUAUUCCUGACCAGGUCCAGUCGAGGGAACAGGGUUGGAUGCAUGUACAUUCGCUGUGCCCCCAACGCCAGGUUUACAGUGCUGUUUUCCCACGGUAACGCAGUAGACCUGGGGCAGAUGAGCAGCUUCUAUAUCGGCUUAGGCACGCGCAUCAACUGCAACAUCUUCUCCUAUGAUUACUCAGGCUACGGUGUUAGCACUGGCAAGCCGUCUGAGAAGAACCUCUAUGCUGACAUUGAUGCUGCCUGGCACGCCCUCCGCUCCCGGUAUGGCAUCAGCCCUGAGAAUAUAAUCCUGUACGGACAGAGCAUCGGCACAGUGCCCACGGUGGACCUGGCCUCACGCUUCGAGUGUGCUGCCGUGGUCCUGCACUCUCCUCUCACGUCUGGGAUGAGAGUGGCUUUCCCCGACACUAAGAAAACCUACUGCUUUGAUGCUUUCCCCAACAUUGAGAAAGUGUCCAAGAUCCCGUCUCCAGUGCUCAUCAUCCACGGUACAGAGGACGAGGUCAUCGACUUCUCUCAUGGCCUCGCCCUGUUCGAGCGCUGCCCCAAGGCGGUGGAGCCCCUCUGGGUGGAGGGAGCCGGUCACAACGACAUUGAGCUUUACAGUCAGUACCUGGAGAGGCUACGGCGCUUCAUCAACCAGGACCUCGCUGCACAGCAUGCCUGAGAAAUGAACAUCCGCCUCUCUGCGUUUGUGUGAAUGAGACUUUGUGUGUGUGUGUGUGUGUGUGUGUGCGAGUGUGAGAAAGAGGACGUCAUCGUGUAGACCUAAAAAAGAUGUGUGAUUUUUGCCACAUCUGUGUGUCUUUGAAGCAGCACACCUUAAGGUUAUAUUUCAACAAAACCUAUCUUCUUUUUCCUGUAUUAAAGGUGAGGGCGUUUUUAUUUAAUUUAAUUUUGUUUUUAAUCUAUCAUUAGCUGUAUCUAUCUGAACAGUUGCAGUGUCGAGGACAUGCUAGAACUGAGAUUAAACAGCUUUUUAACAUGGGGGGGGGACAAUGGAUUGCAGCUUUAAAAAGAGGCUACCCGUGAAUAAAGAAGGAAGAACAAUGUGCAUUGUCCAAAAAGGCUCACAGAUGUUCAUGUUUAAGUGUGACAUGUUAGUGAAUGUGUGAAUCGUGGGACGCGUGUGUUGAGUGUUUGUUCAUAUCUCCAUGGACCUGUGACACCUGACAAAUGCGAGUGUGAGAGGGGCCAAGCUGAAAGAAGUGGACAUCCUGAAAACUUGGACAGCUCCAGGUGGAGGAGACUUAUCAAUAUUAAGUGUUCUAUUUCCUUUUUUUUAUUUGCAAACGUAAGAAUGAAGAAUACCUCCAAAGCUCGACUAGUUCUCGCUCCAGUGGACAAACACGGGUCGAGCAGGUGCCCCCGCCCCCUCCUCCUCUGUUAAUGGACAUUCAUGUGACUGCCAGGGCAUUUCCCAAGUUGCUAUCCAGCUCACACUAACCUCCUUUUGUGUGGUUUGAGGGUCCAUCCUUCCCUUUGGUGUCGGUCGUGGGGGAUACACAGGGAUUUGGAAUACUGUCGUAGCUCGUUCGGCUGUUGGGCGUCUCUCAUACUUGUCUCUCCCUUGCUUCUGACUCUUUGAGAAGAUUGCAGAACUGUUCUGUAGCUAGAGUCACUGUCAACAGAAAUGCAGCGGUAACUUAAAGUGAAUUAUUUGGAUUUCCCUGUGUUGCUUUUUCCCCAUUUCCACCUAAUCGUGAAUAUGAAAUGAUGGUGUGGUUGAAAUGGAAACUGAUCGGUGAGGACAUCUACGGCUAUGUGGAUGUUUCUCAGCCGUUAGUGCAACAUUUAUAGAAGUGAAGGCUAACCCAGUAAUUUUCAUGUCACAUUAAAUCAGUUUGCUCUUUCAGUGUUUACUGAUGUAUGAUGUUUGAAGUCUGGGCAGACUCAGCUGACUCACUAACAGCAGGUGUACGUCAGAUUUAAAGGUGAAUGUUGACAUUUAGGGAAGUUCGCUUAUUUGCUGGUUUGUUAAAGGUUGGAUGAGAAGAUUUAUACGACCGUGCACACAACCUGCCAUAAAACCACAGAGGUGCUGGUGUUUGUUACCUGUGGACACUACCAGGCUUUGUUUUCCCCUUGUUGGUCGUCUUAAUGCUAAGCUAACCUGAAUAUUGGCAAGCUGUAAUUUCAUAUUUACUGUUAGAGAUGUUCUGAUACCAGUUUUUCCUCCCUGAUAUAGAUUCUGAUAUCUGGACUUUGCAUAUCGGCCGAUACUAAGUGCAGAUCAGACACCAUCUAAUUUCAAAAGAAAUGACUCGUAUAUCAUAUUUUAACAGCUAUAUUCAUAACUCUGGAGAGUUAUGAGGGAUUGCUAUCAUUGUUGAAAUGCCUAUAGCUGCAGUUGUCGUUGGCAACAUCGGGGCCACCCUUUGCAUACGGUACAUACCGCCAUUUUAUUUGCUUAUGGUGGGAAAUCACUUCUGUUUUGAAGCGGUAAAGAAGAAGUGAUUUCCAGGAAUCAUUGAUCGAAGACAUAGAUUGUGUACUCGCAGAUACCUGACCCGGCAGUAUGGGAGGCAUUUCCGAUUCUGGUACCGGAACAUCUCUUUUUACUUUACUAAGUUGUAUCUAUCUUCUCAUCUAACCCUCUACAGUAAAUGAGCUUAUUUCCUAAAUGUUGAGCUAUUCCUUUCUGUUUGAAGUGUGGUUGUCGGGGACGACGGUGAGAACAGACUUGUUUGGCGCUUGAUGUUCCGGCUGUAUUUGGAGGCCUUUAAGGUAUAACGAGACAAGGUCGCUGCUCACUUCAGAAUAAUAACACUUCAUCCAUAUCACACUGAUUAACUCGCAGUCUUACAGCAGACGUUGUUUUCCCGAGUCUCGUUCCAGUAGCAUUCAUCACCAGAGUUCAACAGCCUCCUGUUCCCAUUCGCCCCCUGAGCACAUUUUCUUCUAGCGUGUUUGUCUUGAUGUAAUUAAUCCCAACGUGUUUGUCGUAGUGUAGGGCCAUGAUCUGUCAUGUCUCAGAACCAUGCUUGUUGAUGUUAUGACUAACAAUGUGAUUCAGAUCGGGUGCCAGGAUGGGACAUCAUGCCUACUACAGCUCUGUUUUAACCUCUGUGGCCCUAAAUGUAGGAGCUCUCUUAUGGAUGGCAGCAGGCUUCAAGUCUGACACAAGCCAUAUUUGAGCCUCUCACUGUUGGUGUGGUGCAGGUUCCACCACACACUCACACAAACCUUUGCACAUUGACACACAAAAAUACACACACACACAUCUACACACACAUUCAAACACUACACGCAUAAACACGUACUGUAAUAUACAGUAUAUUUACACAUUUAUAUAUAUCAGAUCAAGCAUGGCAAAAGCAGGUCUUAAGUUCAGCACUAUUGUAAAAAGCAUCUAAAGUGUAAUAAGGGUAUAAAAUGUAAGUUUGUGUGUCUUCAUUAUUAUUGACUGUCUUCUACAGGCCGGCGUUAAGGAUACUAGCAUCCCGUUUGAAUAAGUCCAAACAGGCCUCGUGUUUUGGCCUGAAAAAGAACAAGAAUUGGUUUUAUAGUCGCAGGGCAGCACCGUGUUCUAGAUCUACACGAGGUCGCUGUACAGGAGACCCAUCAUUUUCAGUGACAGUAGCUGUGUCUUGUCAAAGGGAACAUGUACUGAACUCGCACUAAUCUGAUUACUCCAUUUUGGGAGUACAAGUGGGUCUUAGUGAGUGGUGGGUAAGGUUACCGAAACGCCACUCGCCUGCUGUCAUCAUUUCGAACAGGGAACCUCACCAUUCUCAUCCUGUGCUUCGUGUCUCUGAAAUGUAAAUAAUGGAAAUCUGUUACCAUCUUGAACCAGGGAUCUGAGCUGUCUGAAGAAUUAGAGAGACUUAUCGCUUUUCUCUGAAAAAAUAGAAGUAGGUCUCAGUUGUUUUUAGUUUUGAAUUCUGGACAGGUCGUAUUAUCAGGGAAACCACUGGAUCCACUUUUCAUUCAUGGGGCUUGGUUCAAAGAAACGGGGUGGAAAAACCGACCAUGUUACAGAUGCACCACUAUGGUUGACGUACAUUGUAUCCUCUGGCCCUGAAUGUUAAUUGAUGGGGGGGUUGGGGUGUGAAGCAGUGAAAAACUGUAUGCAUGUUUAUUGUGUUUUGCCGAGCAAAUGAAAGGGUGGGAUGUUAUCUUUGUUGUGUAUUCUGUGUGAGGGGAAAGCUGAACUCAUAGCAUAUGAACAUUGAAGCGCUUUAAAAAAACAAGAACACAGGACGUUUAUUUGAAUUUUUUAAAAUUGCUGAUACUAACUGAUGUAUUGUUAUGAGUUUUGUGCUAGAGUUUGAGCGGGGCGGGUGGGC
Messenger RNA from Limanda limanda (common dab), 4957 nucleotides. Its product is annotated as alpha/beta hydrolase domain-containing protein 17A-like. Gene Ontology annotation, molecular function: palmitoyl-(protein) hydrolase activity. The transcript has 6 exons. The record is from RefSeq and is a predicted model, not a curated record. Gene Ontology annotation, cellular component: endosome membrane; plasma membrane. The coding region runs from base 253 to 1335 and encodes 360 amino acids. Gene Ontology annotation, biological process: protein depalmitoylation. NCBI's taxonomy places the organism in Eukaryota, Metazoa, Chordata, Actinopteri, Pleuronectiformes, Pleuronectidae.